AGUAAAUGUACGAAAUACGAAAUACCGCAGCACAUUCAUGUAGCAGCUCGUGUACUGUACGCUGUACGGUACGGUAGCGCAACUACUACUGGAGUACUGGUACUGUAUUAGCUACCGUAUGAGUGGUCCUCAUAGUAGUGCACGAGUAGUAGUACUCUAGAGUACCGGCAGUACUCCAGAGUACCGUUCCAGCCACGUGGUAUUGCCAUCUGGCGCAUGCCGCAUCCCUCUUCGAUUUUGGUUUUGCUCCAAGCACUGUUAUUAGCUUGGCACAAAAUCGACACCCUGUUCAAAAGAAGACGACGAUAGUAUCAUGGCAGUACCAGUAGCACUACCGAUACCCUCUCCUAUCCCACCUCCGGCUCACAUACCUAUAGAAGCGACAAAUGCUGAAGUGAAGCAAAGCACGAGCAUCAGACAAGCACGAGUAUCAGAGAACGUGAUCUACGCGGCGGAUGUCAAGUACAGUCCGAUCAUUGCAUCACUGCUGAUCAUGGUGCCCUCCAUGUUUUUGUUGUGGGGGAUAAUUCAAGGCGCUUUGGGCUACACCGAUGCUGUUGGAGUGGUGUGCCUGCUGUGCAUCAGUCUCUUCAUGGCCACUCUGUAUUCCUCCAUUAUGCCUUCCAAAUACUUGGUGCUCGCCAAUGGCCAAGUCCGCGUCCGAAAUUGGUUUGGACUGGUCCUAUUUCGCUUCCAGAUUAUCCAAGCCGAAGAAGUGCCUCCCUCGGCCAUGCUGGAGAUCUUCUGCAAGUUCACAACGGCCUUUUCCAGUCAUGUCCGAAUGAUUCGCGAAAAGGAUAGUUGGAACCGAGAAGUGUUGGUAUCUGUCAAGGAUCCAGCAGCCUUGGUAGAUGCCAUUCAAGGGGUAGUGGCUGCUCAGAGAAUGGUUGACGGAUCGGAAGAUCAGUCGUCUACCCAACGAAGUGAUGAAACGGCACUAGCCGUCUGGGUUGCAUAGUCCAGUUCCAAACUAUUCCAGUCUAGCUUGCUUGCCAAGCUAUGUUCUUGUUGUACAACUAAUGAUAAAAACGAUAUAUUUCCCUUCUU
Seminavis robusta is the source of this 1047-nucleotide messenger RNA. Lineage: Eukaryota; Bacillariophyta; Bacillariophyceae; Naviculales; Naviculaceae. The record is from the annotation of a GenBank genome assembly.